AGGUUGAGUCCGGUCGGUCCAAUCCUUUUGGAUGUAGCACAGGGACGCAGCUGUCCCUUCGUUAUCUCGGAGAAUCAACAUGCUCUGGUCCAUUCUCCCUUUGGAUCUGAAGAUGAUGGUAUAUGACCACAUUGCCCCAGACGACAAAAGAGCCUUUCGCUAUGUCGACAAGAUCACCUAUCAGACCUUCAGACAUCGGGUGAACCUCGCGGCGCCCAAGACCCGGGACGCGGUUACCACACUCCUUCGCUUUGACCACUACAGCCACUUUGGGACCGAGGCUACGCUUGGUGACGCUCUUCUCCGUCGCGCGACGCACACGGGCAUUACGCUGCCCUGCGACGCCAGAGCUGAGAGCUCUGGCUCUAGCGAAGGCCAGCGAGGAGCGCAGCGCGUCCUUGCAGCGAUGCCCAGCUACACCCAGCUGAUGCUGACAAUUCCGCGCUUUCCUAGCCUGGUGCAGGAGCUUGUGGACGGCGCCACAGGGACCGAUUUGGACAUUGCUGCGGCACGGUGGAUUGCGGGCAGGGCUGAACUUGGUUUCACCACGCCCUUCUACGUCAAUCUUCCUCCGGCCCUUGAGCGCUCAGCCUUGGGGUCCUGGAUAGCCACGACCCUAGGAGGCGAGGUUUGGCGGACCGUCUCUCGGGAAAAACAGGAAGAAUGCCCCGAAUCGUCCUUGGCGGCCUCGCAAAGCCACGCGUCUAACGUUCGUGCCCAGGAUCCAGUCGUUUGUUCGGGUAGCCGCGAGACUUAUCGAUCUCAACUACGGCAAGGCUGCGCGCCAGCGCUUCGUUCGACAGAUUACCGCAGCCUUUUCAGACAUCGUAGACAGCCUUAUCGACCCAAAACGACACGAAGGCUCGGGCAAAUCAUUCCGGGGCCUGUUCGAGAAUUUUUUUGCCCGCAGUGGCUUCCCGACGGGCAUGGUACUGUCGGAGCAAGAGGGCUGGCAACGAAUGAAGAGAACAGUCCAAGACGGCCUAGCAGAUCUGACAUGAGAAGAUGGCCCGCAACCCUGAUCGAUGACGCAUAUGUCUCGCAACAAAGAGAUCCACACGUCGCAGCGUCGGAUCGCGGUUGAGCCAUAACAUCACGCGAACAUUUGUGCACACACGCGUGGCUGUGCAGCGUGUUGAUGAUGGAAGGUCGCGUCUACGUUUGAUCACGUUGCUCACCUGCUCUACAUCCACACUCAUGGCUAACGAUCAGUACACGAUCUUGCCUCGCCAUCACGUUGGCGGCCUUUUGCACUGGUCCCUAGUACUCCCUACCGCUUGCCUGGCUGGUGAUCACCACUAUUCACGAUGAUCACGA
Ceraceosorus guamensis is the source of this 1317-nucleotide messenger RNA. RefSeq lists its product as hypothetical. The coding region runs from base 80 to 1084 and encodes 334 amino acids. The transcript is spliced from 2 exons. The record is from RefSeq and is a predicted model, not a curated record. Lineage: Eukaryota; Fungi; Basidiomycota; Exobasidiomycetes; Ceraceosorales; Ceraceosoraceae.